AUGGACGGAUCGAUGGAGGUUGGUGCUUGCGUGUUGCAACUGGAGAGUGGUGUCGCGCGGGUGCAGGUGGAACAAGUAGGGAUUGAAGGUACACGGCGUGUCCGACCUGACAUUUGCAGUGAAGACGCUCGGAAUCGAAGUUGA
Molecule: messenger RNA, 144 nt
Organism: Peronospora matthiolae
Lineage: Eukaryota; Oomycota; Peronosporomycetes; Peronosporales; Peronosporaceae
Source: the annotation of a GenBank genome assembly